Molecule: messenger RNA, 1765 nt
Organism: Felis catus (domestic cat)
Lineage: Eukaryota; Metazoa; Chordata; Mammalia; Carnivora; Felidae
Gene: NKD2
Product: NKD inhibitor of WNT signaling pathway 2
Exons: 9
Coding region: 1-1386 (461 amino acids)
Biological process (GO): negative regulation of Wnt signaling pathway
Cellular component (GO): cytoplasm
Source: RefSeq, a predicted model, not a curated record
AUGGGGAAGUGUCAGUCCAAGCGCGGCGAGCGAGGCCACUCACCGGCCCCCCGCGGCCCCCCGCGCCCCGGCCGCGCCGCCGCGCCCCAGAGAGAGAGCCCCGAAGCUCGCGCGGCCGCAGGGGACAGCUUCGCGGUGUCCGCGUACGCGAGUCGCCACAAAGGCACGGAGGAGGCAGAGCGGCGCGUCGGCGGCAAGCAGGAGCUGCUCAGCGGGGACCUGCAGGAGGGACCUUUCUGGGAGGACCAGUGUCCCCUAGAGGUGGCAGUCACCCCUGAGAAAGCCGAGGGCCGAGGCAGCACAGGACAGCUCUUUGGCGUGCUUGAUGGAGAGAAAGCAGCAAGCCGCGAGGGCCCACGAGGGCUGGGCAAGAGGCGCCUGAACAUCGAUGCGCUCCAGUGCGACGUCUCGGUGAAGGAGAACAACCAUCAGGAGUGGACGUUCACAUUCUAUGGUUUCGACAACAAUGGCAUAGCCACCAGGGAGGACGUGUCCAGCCUGAUGCGCACCAUCUGUGAGGCCGUCGACGCCUCCGUCAGCCACUCCUCUGGCAGCAGCAGGACCCUCCGUGUGAAACUGACCGUCAGCCCCGAGUCCUCCAGCAAGAGAAAGGAGAGUCCUCCCCCAGGCCAAGACCGGGAGCCCACUCACUGCAGGACGGAGGGCGAGCUCAGCGAGGACCCCCGGGGGGCCGACAAGAGGCUGUCGGCACAUGUCAGGAGGCCGGGCGCCGACCCCCACCCCUGCUGUGCACGGGGCCCGUGCCGCGUGGACGAGAACACGGAGCGGAGGAACCACUACCUGGACCUGGCCGGAAUCGAGAACUACACGUCUAAGUUCGGGCCUGGGUCCCCGCCGGCACCAGCCAAGCAGGAGCAUCAGGGCAAGGCCAUGCACCCCCAGAGCAGGUCCCACUCGCAGGAGGCGGACGCACACGACGCGCACCACCGCAGGUCUCAGCCGCCGGCCGACCAGCCCCCGCCGGCUGCAGACCCCGCCAGGGCCCUGGACGCGCAGCCCCGCCUGAAGGGGCAGGACAAGCAGCCUCUGAGGUCCCCCAAGGGCUCAGGGAGGCCACCUGGCGCGCCCGGCGGAGGCAAGUCCGGGAGAGCCUUCGGCUCCCACCUGCCGGCGGCCCCGGCCCCCGCCCCCCAGGACGGCCAGCCCCCCCCCCAGCCCCCGCCGCAGCCCUACGGCCAUAAGCGCUACCGGCAGAGGGGCAGGGAGGGCCACUCGCCCCCCAAGGCGGUGCUGGAGCACGAGGGGGUGCGGGGCCCGCCACCCCCGCUGGUGGGGGAGGGCUGUGCGGUGCCCGCGGUCCAGCGCCACGAGCACCACCACCACCACGAGCACCACCACCACCACCACCACCACCACCCAUCCUAGUGCCAACCGCGCGCACCGGCCCCGGCGUGGGCUCCGCGGAGGUGGCGCCAUGGACCUGGUGGGGAGGGCCUCCUUGGCCCCCGCCUCCCCGCGCCGUGCUGCCCACAGAGGCCGUGUCCGCACGGACAUGUGGGACGCCACUGGCGUCUCAGCUUUGAAGCUACUCCGCGUGCCCCGUAGACACCCUCUGCGGGUGGAGAACCACAGCCGGUAUCUGCUCUUGUUUGUGAUUCCAGACAAGGCCCCUGUGGUGCUGGAGGGGCUCCACUCGGACGCCACACGUCCGGUGUGGGCUCCCUGUUACGUGGCCCUUCCUGUAAUCUGUUCACGAGGAAGUCCAAAGGGGGCAGCGGCAGGGGGGUGGCCGCACAGGACGGGG